CUUCUUCCCUUUCACUCCACACAAAUUCACAAAUUCAGACUCAAAACUUCCCCCCAAAAUUCCCUCUUCAAUGGCACCAAAGGCAGCAGAGAAAAAACCCACAGAGAAGAAGCCGGCUUCUGCCGCAGCUGAGAAAUCAAAGGCUGGGAAGAAGCUCCCAAAGGAUGCUGGUGGUGCUGCAGACAAGAAGAAGAAGAGGGCAAAGAAGUCGAUAGAGACAUACAAGAUCUACAUCUUCAAGGUGUUGAAGCAAGUUCAUCCAGAUAUUGGAAUAUCAAGCAAAGCUAUGGGUAUAAUGAACAGUUUUAUCAAUGACAUAUUCGAGAAGCUUGCUCAGGAAUCGUCUAGGCUUGCUAGGAUCAACAAGAAGCCAACUAUCACUUCUCGGGAGAUUCAAACUGCUGUUCGGUUGGUGCUUCCUGGUGAAUUGGCUAAGCAUGCUGUCUCUGAGGGUACUAAGGCUGUUACCAAAUUUACUAGUGGUUGAGAUGUGUUAGUUUAUGUGUUCAUUUUUCUGUUGUUGGGUUUAUCAGACUUUCAUUAUGGUUUGGUGAUGUAAAGAACAGAAAAAUUGUAUCACAAAAAUGAUUCGAAUGAAAUUGAAGAGACAAAUUGAUGUUA
Messenger RNA from Capsicum annuum, 621 nucleotides. Its product is annotated as histone H2B.2. Gene Ontology annotation, cellular component: nucleosome. Gene Ontology annotation, biological process: nucleosome assembly. Gene Ontology annotation, molecular function: protein heterodimerization activity; structural constituent of chromatin; DNA binding. The coding region runs from base 71 to 487 and encodes 138 amino acids. The transcript has a single exon. The record is from RefSeq and is a predicted model, not a curated record. Lineage: Eukaryota; Viridiplantae; Streptophyta; Magnoliopsida; Solanales; Solanaceae.